AUGAAGGGAAGUUCAAUGGAAGUUGGAGAAGUCUCCAAGAAGGGUGCAUCCCCAACAAGAGGGUUAUCUAUAAUGGACUUUGUUUUGAGAAUUCUUGCAGCUGUUGCAACACUAGGUGCUGCAUUGGCCAUGGCAACUACUAAUGAGACCCUUCCAUUUGCCACACAAUUCAUAAAAUUCAGGGCUGAAUUUGAUGACCUUCCCUCACUUUUGUUUUUUGUGACGGGGAACUCUGUUGUUAGUGGCUAUCUGGUGCUUUCACUUGUUCUAUCUGUCUUUCACAUAGUAAGGAGCACUGCAGCGAAAAGUAGAAUUCUCCUUGUUGCUUUUGACACGGUAAUGCUGGGUCUGGUUACAGCCUCAGCCUCUGCGGCAACAUCCAUAGUGUACAUAGCACACCAUGGAAAUGCAGGUGCCAAUUGGUUUGCGAUCUGCCAACAAUACAACAACUUUUGUGAACGCAUUUCGGGUUCCCUCAUUGGCUCUUACAUUGCUGUUGCUAUCUUCACAAUACUGAUCAUUCUAUCAGUUGUUGCAAUCUCUCGAAACUGA
This is a messenger RNA of Sphenostylis stenocarpa, 552 nucleotides long. The record is from the annotation of a GenBank genome assembly. Lineage: Eukaryota; Viridiplantae; Streptophyta; Magnoliopsida; Fabales; Fabaceae.